AUGGAAAAGUUACUUUUUGGUUUGCGACAAAAAUGGUGUGACGUAGCCGAUGACAUCACCGAAGUCAAACAGCGCGAGAUCACAAUCGAGGACAUCACAUUAUUUGUUGAGAAACGAGUGAGAGCCUGCAAUCACCCAAUUUUUGGCAAGAUUUCGAGAGAAACGAAAUCCGAGAACACUGUUGGAAAAAACACGAAAUCGACUGAGGAUCAGCCUUUGCAACAAAGGGGAAUGACGACGACUCGCCUUGUACAGCAAUGA
Molecule: messenger RNA, 261 nt
Organism: Paramuricea clavata
Lineage: Eukaryota; Metazoa; Cnidaria; Anthozoa; Malacalcyonacea; Plexauridae
Source: the annotation of a GenBank genome assembly